UUUCCCAGCGUGCAUUGCACCUUCUGCAGCCGCCAUAUUGCCUUCACCUAAACGCGCUAGCUAGAACGGCUCCUUCUCCCAAUUAAAAAUUGUUGCAGUGAUGACUCAGACGGUUCAGACCAAUGGGGUUCAGCCGCUCAGUAAGACCUGGGAGCUGAGUCUGUACGAGCUGCAGAGAACACCACAGGAGGCGAUCACAGAUGGACUGGAGAUCGCCGUGUCUCCCAGGUCUCUGCACAGCGAACUCAUGUGUCCGAUCUGUCUAGACAUGUUGAAGAACACAAUGACCACCAAAGAAUGUCUGCACCGCUUCUGCGCUGAUUGUAUCAUCACAGCUUUGAGAUCCGGAAAUAAAGAGUGUCCCACCUGUCGUAAGAAGCUGGUGUCCAAGAGGUCACUGCGUCCAGACCCAAACUUUGAUGCUCUGAUCAGCAAAAUUUACCCGAGCCGCGACGAGUACGAAGCCCAUCAGGAGAGAGUGUUGGCGCGUAUCAGCAAACACAACAACCAGCAGGCCCUGUCCCACAGCAUAGAGGAGGGGCUGAAGAUCCAGGCCAUGACCAGACUGCAGCGCGGUAAGAGACACACGGUGGAGAAUGGCAGCGGAGCAGAGGACAACGGAGACUCCUCCCACUGUAGCAACGCCUCAGUCCACAGCAACCAGGAAGCGGGUCCGAGCAUUAAGCGCACCAAGACGAGCGAUGACAGCGGCCUGGACAUGGACAACGCUGCUGAGAACGGGGGCGGGGACUCUGUCAUCGAUGGCGGUGCCAGCGAGAUAGAGUUAGUGUUCAGGCCACAUCCAACGCUGAUGGAGAAGGACGACGGUCACAACAGUGUGGAGUUUGUUCCUCGGUACAUCAAGACAUCAGGUAACGCCACAGUGGAUCACCUGUCAAAAUACCUGGCUGUGAGACUGGCUCUGGAAGAACUGAGGAGAAAUGCAGAGGCCAGUCCUGUCAAUGUGGAGGCGGCUUCAGAGAAACAGUACACCAUCUACAUACCUACUGCUGGAAACCAGUUCACUGUUCUGAACGGUUCCUUCUCCCUGGAGCUGGUCAGCGAGAAGUAUUGGAAGGUCAACAAACCCAUGGAGCUCUAUUUUGCUCCCACUAAAGAACACAAGUAGACCUAUACAAACAAAUACACACACACACACACACACACACCCACACACACACACACAUGCACACACAUUAACAGGAAGUACACACAUGGACUCGGUUACAGCUGCACACACAAACAGAGGACAGGAGUGUGUGUGCGUCUGUCUGUGUGUGUGUGUGUGAGUGAGAAGGAGUGGAGAGGUCGCUGAGACCCUCCAAAAGACUCUUGUAAAAAGAAAACGGUUGUUUUAUAUUCUCUGUAUCUUUCUGUGUCUCUUUCUAUCUUUUUUCUCAGUAGAAGGUAGCAGAUCAGUACAGCAGCUCGCUCACACUCACCACCAGCUGCUACCGCUCGCUCCAUUCACAGUCUGACCUCUACAAGUAAAAAAAAACCAAAAAAAACAAGUGUUUCACUAUUUGUCUGCAGCGAUUGCCCCUCUAUACACGGGGAGAGAAAAGGUUCAAAUCUUUGUGACCUGCUCUAAGACACGUCUGACUUGAAUCACGAUGAUGAAGUGGACGAUGUUUAUGUCUGCUGUGCUUCUCAUGAGGGUGACACGUAUGGAAGCCCAGAAAGGCCAUGCUGAUUUAACAGCUAGUUAAACAACAACAGAAUAUUCAUUAAAACAUCAUUAAUCUUUGUUUAGUAUGACCUACACUAGCUCAGGGAAGUUGUUUAUUUACGGCUCUAAGCCAUGAAAUGAUAUCUGUAUCACCCCGCUCUUAUUCUUUGGUUUUAAGUCACUGAUCCGACCUGCUUUGUUCACGCGAUGUAAAGAUGGAGAAUCUGAGUGAUAGACUCUUUAAGGCUUUAAGGCCAAUAAACAUUCAUAUUUAUGUAAAAGUCUAAAGGCAACGAGUUAAAAGUGAAGCUUCAGAAUGAAACAGGAAUAGAUGAAACGUCUUUUCACCUUAAAGCCAUUUAUCCUUAUGGAAUCAACAUUUGUUAUUCAUUAUUAACGACAUUGGUCUUUAUGGUGAUCAGUUUAUUAGGCCAACGUGUCCACAUGCCGUUUUUUUUUUUCCGGGGGCAGAAAAGUGCUGGCUGUGCAUGUGGAAGCGCUUGCAUGAAGCGUUUAGUGCGCUGAGAAAAAAAGCGCUGCAUGUUCGUCGUGUCGCCAUGACAACAAUCUGCUGCUGCAAACGCUCUCUGCUCUUUGAAAACCCCCCCAAAAAACGACAGGUGGACACGACGGAAAAGCUUUAGGAGUUAAACAACGUAAAAAUCUUUAUCUGGAUAUUUUUUAAGUGAGAUAUUAAAAUGAUUUCAGACACUCUCAUUGAGGCUCACAAUUUGGCUGCUUCAUUUUCGGUUUCCAUGGCUCCAGCAGGACAGUUUGUGCUGCGUGUCAUCACACUGGGAACACACGCUCACACGGAGAUCGAAGCAGACAAAUAGUUGUUUUUCUUUUCCAAAUGUUGAAGUGUUUCCUAAGCUUCGGUUCUGUUUUGACCUCUGUGUAGUCUUUCCAAUAAAACUCAGAACAGUGACGGUGUGGACGCUGCAGUCUGUUAAACUCAGUGAAUGAAUCUGUGUUAAAGCAACAGAACGACCCCUGAGCUGCACCAGCAUCAGCCCGGAUCACACGGUCCAGGUUUAGGGCAGCAGACUGAGCUGUUGUGUUGAUCUGUCGCCUGUAGGAACAAACUGUCCUCUGAUAUGUGUGGCUGCUCGUCCUUUUAUAAAUGUCUUUUGUAACACAGAGGGGAAGGAAUGUGUGAGGGGAGCCCUUUUUUUUGCAGUAUCAGAGUUAAAUUGUUUAAAGUUCUCCACAAACCUGCUUCCUGGUUAAGGUUCCUGUCACAGAAAUAUUCUCUCAUUGAUGUAAAGACCUGAGACCCAAAUGUCUCCAUGUGAAACACACGCAUGGACAGAUCUCUGUACAAUUUGAUGACUUUGUUUCAGUCUCCAUGUAGCUGAUUGAGGGGUCUGGAAGUGUUUGUACCAUAACUGUGAUAGUUGUGUUUUACUGCCUUAUCUUUUUUUUCUUCUUGCAUCUGAUUCGGUACUGAUGUGUCCACGAGAACCCCAGCUGGACAAAUAUCCAUUAAACAGGUGUAUGUUUCAACAGGA
Molecule: messenger RNA, 3180 nt
Organism: Labrus bergylta (ballan wrasse)
Lineage: Eukaryota; Metazoa; Chordata; Actinopteri; Labriformes; Labridae
Gene: rnf2
Product: ring finger protein 2
Cellular component (GO): ubiquitin ligase complex; PcG protein complex
Molecular function (GO): ubiquitin protein ligase activity; chromatin binding
Source: RefSeq, a predicted model, not a curated record